Messenger RNA from Salvia hispanica, 723 nucleotides. Its product is annotated as Ribosomal protein L34. Gene Ontology annotation, biological process: translation. NCBI's taxonomy places the organism in Eukaryota, Viridiplantae, Streptophyta, Magnoliopsida, Lamiales, Lamiaceae. The record is from RefSeq and is a predicted model, not a curated record. Gene Ontology annotation, cellular component: mitochondrial large ribosomal subunit; ribosome. Gene Ontology annotation, molecular function: structural constituent of ribosome.
AAACAAACCCCUGAAUUUGGAUAACAGUAUCGAAGGGAGUGAGAAAUCAAGCUAAAAAAAUGGCGUCCUGCUUUUCAGUGGGAACAACUCUGUGUUACAGAGGGAGCACACCUUCAGCUUCACUUUCGCUAGCUUCAAGAACUGCUACUUCUCUUUCACUCAACGCCAGACCUAAGGCGCAGAUUUCUUCUGGCCCUCUCCAUUCCGCCUUCACGCCAUCAUCUCUUUCCCUCUCUUCCGCUUCUUCCUUCUCAGGAUUGUCAUUGGGGCUAUGUCUGAGUGCCAGCAUUGGCAAGGCAAGUGAGAAGAGGCGCGGGCUAGUUGUGCGCGCAUCCAAAUACUUGCUGUGCCAAACCAAGAGGAACAGAUCACGAAAAUCGCUGGCUCGAACGCAUGGCUUCCGCAAGCGUAUGAGCACCACCAGUGGGAGAGCACUCAUCAAGCGCAGACGCGCCAAAGGCCGCUGGAAGCUCUGCACAAAAACAAACCCCAGCAGCGGCAAACGAGCCUGAUCUCAUCACUAGUUUGUUCCUUUCUCUCAAAUCCACCUAUAGCUAAUUCCACUAUUUUGGUGUAUCCUCUGAGUUGUUUGUUGUGGGGCUAUUUCUAGAUUCUAUUCUAGUUUACUCUAAAUUGUGCCUCAACAAGCCAGCUUGAUGAUCUUGCAACCUAGCUGGUUUUGGACUUGAUAUUUGAUCAUUUCUAUUCAUUGCCAUUCAGUUA